Ylistrum balloti is the source of this 1282-nucleotide messenger RNA. Its product is annotated as amine sulfotransferase-like. The coding region runs from base 26 to 913 and encodes 295 amino acids. Gene Ontology annotation, biological process: sulfation. Gene Ontology annotation, cellular component: cytoplasm. The record is from RefSeq and is a predicted model, not a curated record. The transcript has 5 exons. Lineage: Eukaryota; Metazoa; Mollusca; Bivalvia; Pectinida; Pectinidae. Gene Ontology annotation, molecular function: sulfotransferase activity.
CCAUAUCUUGUGUAGUAAACAAGACAUGGCGGAGUGGGUGAAAGAAAUAGACGAAGACGGAAACAUUUUGCAAACAAAGAAGUACGAUGGGAAGUACUAUGUCAGUCAUUUUAUUGGCAAUAUUAAGGACCAUCUGUCUGCAAUAGAGGAAAUGGAAGUCAGAGAUGAUGACACAUUUUUAUUGUCCUACCCAAAAUCAGGCACACACUGGGUUUUUACUAUAGCCAGUAUGUUACGAACCAGAGACACAGCCUAUCAUGGAUCACCUAUGUUUAUGGACUUUAAUGAAAUGGAAACAUUAAACAAUAUGCCAUCUCCCCGAAUACUAGCCACCCACAUGACUUUUGAUCGUCUACCUCGGCAAGCCAGAGAAGGAAAAGGAAAGAUACUUGUUGCACUUCGAAACCCAAAGGACGUCGCAGUAUCCCUGCAUACAUUCGUCAAGAAGCUAGACUAUUCUGACGUCAUCGCAACUUGGGACGGACUCCUAAAAUUCUACGUUGAAGGAAAAAUGGUAUAUGGCUCCUGGUUUGAAAAUAUACAGGCUUGGGACAAAACCAAGAAGGAAUACAAGGGAGAUAAUUUAAUGUUUCUCAUCUACGAAGAACUCAAAAAGGAUUUACACUCACACGUUAAGAAGAUAGAUGCGUUCCUUGAAACCAAUACCGGAGAGGAUUAUGUAGAUUUGGUGACACAUAAAUGUACAUUCAAGAAUAUGGCUGUAGAAGCAACGAAUUCAUUCAAGCCAUCUGAUCAGUGGAAGACUGCCACAACCAGUAAAACACUACCGAUUUACAGGAAAGGUGAAAUAGGUGAUUGGAAAAACCAUUUCACAGUUGCUCAAAAUGAAUCCUUCGACAAAAUAUAUGAAGACAAAAUGAAAAAUUCCAGUUUUCAUUUUAUGUUUGAGUAAUAAACAUAUAAUAUCGAGAUUGUGUUAACAGCUCUAAAAUCGUCCUAGAAUAAAUAAACUUUAACUCUCAAGUAAUUUACUAGAAUACCAUUUCAUUGUAAUUUAUCAAUAUUCAAGCUGUGUUAUAACCUGAAGUACCUUGAUAGGAGUGUUGAGAUGUGACAUGGUCGCGAUAAAUCAAUUCAUAUAGGUGUGAAAGACGUAAACACCAGGUGAAACUGAUUCCAAAAUAUCAGCAAAGCUUCACAAUGUAUAACGUUUAAUUUAACAAACUCGAAUUAACACCAGACAAAGGUAAGACAACUCUGGUCUGAAUGAAGAUUUGUCGGUCAUUUUCUUUUGAAUAAAAAUUUUAAUGUUACCUCCACA